Molecule: messenger RNA, 656 nt
Organism: Stegodyphus dumicola
Lineage: Eukaryota; Metazoa; Arthropoda; Arachnida; Araneae; Eresidae
Source: RefSeq, a predicted model, not a curated record
UGUCUUCAAUAUGCUACUUUCCUAUCGAAUUUCAAGGCACAUUCCUCACGCAGACGCAAUCCCUAGCAGCUUUUGGGGGCCACACGGUUACCUACAGUGAAAUUACAGUAGAGGUAGAUUCCAUACCACCUUGGGGAAGGUGUCAUAGGCGACGAGGAAAUAAUGUGAUUCUCAAAGACGAAACGGGUGGCGAAGAUUGCAUAAGGUGUUUUCAUAUCACACUAAAAUCUAUAAAUGUCAUACAAAUACAUACAGAAGGGCUUGCAAGGUGCUAUACCAAUGAAGAAGCUGCUAGAGCCACGUGUCCGGAUGAAAGAGCAGUUGUGGAGAGGAGGUUUAAAGAAAUUUUGCUCUUUCGCAAGCACGAUGCUGGGACAAUGAUGACGAUAGAGGAACUCUUCUGUCCCAUCAUCGGACGUUUCAGAUUCACGUACUCCGCAAACCGUGGUGAAUUCCAGUGUGAUCAACCUUUCUCCGAGCUUAGCAACUGUCCCAACGGAAAUGGACUCAACGUCAGGUUCCGCCAGUGUUCCUUCCCAGAAAUGACCAUAUCAUUUCUUUGUCUUGGCGACUGGGAAGGAGCAAACGGUGACCGGUACAUCACCUUGAUGGAUCUCAGAGACGAACCAGAAGCACGACCCAAGUACAGAUGUGGC